AAGCGCUGAAGCUUUAAUGGCUCAUCCUCUACCAGAACCAAGUACAAUACUAUCAGCUAUCCGUUCUUCUUCUCGUGCUCUACGGGAAAGUGCCAACAUAACAAUUUCUCAACCAGCAAUCGAACGAUUACUGAAAUCUCCUGUUUUCCUUACUUCAUUCCAACGAGUCUCGGCCCAACAUGGUCUUGCUUUGCCUCUCAAAUUCUCGUCUCCCCUUGAUGAGCUGAAUGUAAUCUCCAUACUUUCACUGCUCAAUUUCGGUUCGGGUUACCGAAUUCCUUUGCACACCGAAACUGGACGAGGAGCUUGGGACAAUAUCCGGCUCCUUGUCUUCUCCAUCUUCAUCGGAGGAUCCGGAGAAGAUUUGUUAUCUGCGAAAGGAAUGCAACAGCUAAAUGAAGCCAAAGUUGCAGAGUUGAUGAGGAUCAAUGUUUAUAUCGAAAAACCCCACACAGAGAUCCCUGGCGUGACUGUUGGAGAGCUCGGGGGUCCAUUGUAUGAGCUUGUCAUGCUCAUCUCUCAUGUCCUUGUCGAGACUGGACAACUUCUCGAAGAAGCUGGCUAUCCCAGCCUUGGUGCCUUUGUCGUUGAAGCGCUGAAAGAAGGGGCACGAGUUACCAAGCAGACAAGUGAUGUGCAAGUUGUCCUCGAUCGGCUCAUACGUUUCAUCCCAGCCUUUCAAGAUUGCCACAUAGUAAAUGGACAUUCUGUCUACCUAUUCAAAAAAGCUUUGUUUCUUGUCCAUGCCAUCACAAUCAGAUUUGGAUCCUUGUCUCCACCACCAUUUCCGGUCCCUAACACCUCUCAGGUCCCUGUUUUUGCCGACAACGUUCUUCCGUCGUUGCUCAUACAUCUGGGAGUCAUUGAACUGUCACCAUCGUUUCAGUCAAUCUUUCUAGAUGACAAGUCUUCAGAAACGUUAAUUUCACUGUUGGCAGAGACUGUUUCAGAGCCAAACUUAUCUGGAUCGCCACCGAAUGAAGGACCAGUUCUCACAACGGAUCAGGCAUGUAUCUUACGUGCGGCGGCUGUGGAUGCCUGUGAAAUGAUCGUUGAGAAGGCUCGCGAAUUGAAUGAACCCAGCUGGAGAAAGAAUAUUCAACUUACCGAAUUAGAUAUGUGGUUAUGGUCUAUUGCAAAGGACAGAGCAGAUUAUCGGAGACUGGAGAGGUUCGUGUUGAGGGACACCAUAUUCUUCUGACGGAACGGAAUCGGAAUUAUUCACGCGCACUUACUACUAUUAGUAUUACGACCCUGCCGAAGAUACGAGUCGUUGCAGGCCGUUGCUUCGUCCUGUAUGAUAUUGAUUGAACUGACUGUACAGUACAUAUCAUGUCAGUAUAAAUAAAUGCUGGUAUCCACAACA
Molecule: messenger RNA, 1366 nt
Organism: Lentinula edodes (shiitake mushroom)
Lineage: Eukaryota; Fungi; Basidiomycota; Agaricomycetes; Agaricales; Omphalotaceae
Exons: 4
Coding region: 17-1201 (394 amino acids)
Biological process (GO): tRNA modification
Source: RefSeq, a predicted model, not a curated record